AUGAUAUAUUUAAAUAGUAUAUUAGAUGUUAUAGAUAAUAGUGGUAUUUUAAAAUUUAAAUAUAUAAAUGUAUUAAAUAAAUGUAUUAAACCAAGGUAUGGUGAUAUAAUUAUAGGAAUAGUAUAUAAAGUAUUAAAUAAUAGUGUUUAUAAAAAAUCUGAUAAGUGUAAAGGUAUUUUAGUUCAACAAAAAUUAUUUUUAAAUUUAAAAAAAUAUUAUUCUAUAAAGUUUAAUAAAAAUGCAGUUAUAAUUUUAAAUAAUAAUUUAAUUUCUGUAGGUACUAAAAGUAAUAAUUAUAUAUUAAAAUAUAUAAAGUAUAAAUUAAAUAUUGAUAUAAAAAAAUUAAAAAUAAAUUUUAUUUAA
This is a messenger RNA of Plasmodium relictum, 363 nucleotides long. NCBI's taxonomy places the organism in Eukaryota, Apicomplexa, Aconoidasida, Haemosporida, Plasmodiidae. The record is from the annotation of a RefSeq genome assembly.